Caenorhabditis remanei is the source of this 2970-nucleotide messenger RNA. RefSeq lists its product as uncharacterized. Bases 1 to 2970 code for a protein of 989 amino acids. Gene Ontology annotation, molecular function: ATP binding; protein binding; protein kinase activity. Gene Ontology annotation, biological process: signal transduction; protein phosphorylation. The record is from RefSeq and is a predicted model, not a curated record. The transcript is spliced from 14 exons. Lineage: Eukaryota; Metazoa; Nematoda; Chromadorea; Rhabditida; Rhabditidae.
AUGGAAGAUUCGGAUACCGUUGAUGGAUUGCCGGAGGAGAAUAUGAUCUCAUUUUUGAGAAGAGAAACACUUCAGCUGAUAUGCGAUAUAUUGGACACGGAUAAUACUUGGGAAACUAUCGCACCGUACAUGCCAGGAAUCCAAAUGCGUGAUGUGGAUGGGUGUAGAAGAUUCGCUAGUUAUAAUCAGAGUCCAACAAAGAUGCUUUUGAGAAUAUGGUGCUCAAAAGGAUACAACGCAACGCAUCUUUAUCAACUUUUUGCGAAAACAAAGCUAAUCAGACUGAUGCGGUUAAUGAGAAGUGAAGUGGACGAAAAGUAUCAUUGCUUAGAAACGAAAAUACUGAAUCCUGCGCGGAGAUUCAGGCCAAAUAUACCUCCACCUGGGUCACAAAGCGCUUCUCGAUCGAAGAAAACUGAAACAAAUGAACCCUCGCCAGCACCUACACAAUCUUCAUCAUCUUUUACGAAUGAUCCUUUGCGUGUUGCUAUUGAAGGUACACUUCCCGUCACUUAUUUAGAACUGUUAGAAGCGACCAAUGGAUUUGCUGCAAGUAAUGUUAUUGGAAAAGGUGGAUACGGAACCGUCUAUAAAGGAGAAAUCAAAGCAACUGGAGGAAUGGUUGCUGUGAAACGAAUUCUCGCUGGUAAUGAUUCGUCGGCACAUGGUUCCAAAGUGGAAAAAGAACGACUGAGACAGAGUUUAACAGAAUUGAGAACAUUGGCUCGUUUUAGACAUGACAAUAUUUUACCAAUCUAUGCAUAUUCACUAGAAGGUCCAGAACCAUGCUUAGUUUAUCAAUUUAUGGCCAAUGGAUCUUUGGAAGAUAGGAUAUUAUGUAGAAAAGGAACUACUCCUUUGACCUGGAUACAAAGAAAAGAGAUCAGUAUAGGAGCUGCUCGUGGAAUUCUCUUUCUACAUUCUUUUGCAAAAACUCAUAUUAUUCACGGAGAUGUUAAAACUGCAAAUAUCUUAUUGGAUAAGCAUAUGGAACCAAAACUUGGAGAUUUCGGAUUGAGUCGUGAUGGACAAGUUGAAGCAGAAGCGACUGAGAAAUGUCCACUUAUCGCCUCUCAUAUUAAAGGGACACUCGCUUAUUUGGCCCCGGAGUUCAUCACAUCGAAGAUUUUAACUACGAAACUCGAUGUGUACAGUUAUGGAAUUGUUCUUUUGGAAAUCGCAUCGGGCCAGCGGGCCUACUCGGAUUCUCGUGAAACACGUGGUCUUGUCGAGUACUGUCAGUUCAAUAAAGAACUGGCAGCACGUCAGAAUACUCGGUUGCGAGAGUUUUUGAUAGACAAGAGAGCUCCACCACUGGCCAACGAAGCUGAAGAACUAUUUCUAGAAACUUUGAUUGAAGUAGGACUUGCAGGAGCUUACAGUGACAGAAGACUUCGACCUUCAAUGGCUCAAAUUGUAGAAUAUCUAUCUGGAAACGCGUCAAUUAAUGACUUCGUGCUGCCAACAGUUUCCUGGGAGCCGUCAAACUUCAUAAAAAUUUCCGCUCCACAAAGAAUGGAUGUUCCGGUAAUCCUACAAGUUUCAAAUGACUGUUCUGCUUACAAGCAUGCUCGUUUGAAGUUUCGUUUGAAAGCAGUUGCACCGAACAAUUAUGAAACAAUAAUGGAAGGGAUCGGAACUACGCAACCAGCAGUUUUUGUUUUGAGCAAGAUUUUGGAUAUUGCUGAAGGAACAAUUUCUGGUGCGAUAUCCAACUUCUUGAUUCAUUGUUCAAUUCAAAAGCAAAUCAUUCUUCCACCUCAUUUCUUCAUCUGUCGGGACGAUUUUCGCAUAUUUCCACAAGAGCAAGAAUCGCAAUUAAAAGCGCAUAUCAAUCGCCUCAGUAGAUUAAGAAGUGAUGGACAAAAGACAUCAAUUCUUCCGAUCGGUCACAAAGGAGCUGGAAAAUCUAAUUUGAUGCGGAAUUUAGUGAAUCGAUGCCUUUCAAAUGGCUAUGAUCACGUGUAUGUCUUGGAUUGUGAUAUUGGACAAAGUGAAUUCACUCCGAGUGGAUGUCUUUCACUGACAAAAGUCACAUCUCCAAUUUUAGACAAACCAUACGGUCAUCAGAAAAAAACAUUCGAGAACUCAUAUUUCUACGGAGACAAUACGGUUACAAAGUUACCGCUUUAUUUGGAUAUUUUUGAAAGACUUUUCAACAAAUUCAAACUUAUCAGUGAACCAGGAUCCGUAUGCAUUAUUAAUUCGAUGGGAUGGGUUGUGGAUGUAGGUGCUGAAAUUCUGGAUUCUAUCACAAAAGUAGCUGAACCCGAUUUGUUCAUCGAGAUUUUCAGAGAUCAAACUGAAUAUCGCUAUAAUUUCCUGGAACAAGUGGACCGUAACAAUGUUAUAGAAAUAUUCGCAAAUAACUCAUUGGGAGUUAUUGGUCUUCCCAAUCAAAAAAGACUUCCAGCUGCUCUAAUUCGUGAUUUAACAGUUGCUGGAUACUUCUCAUCUCUUCUUCCUCGUCCAACGAUUGCCAGCUUCUCCACAGUUGCUCCAUAUAAAUUGAAGUUUCAAAAUGUGACAAUUUGUGUUCCCGUUGAUUUACUUGUCGAAGACUCCCAUAUUUUCUCGUCCAUCAACACUCAACUCGUCGCUCUUUGUGUCAAAAACAUCGAUUUAAAAACUCGAAAAUUAUGUGGGAAAGCAGAUAUGCCGUUAAUCAGCGUUGUUGAUGAGAACUCUCCUUCACUUCAAUGUUUUGGAUUCGGGAUUAUUCGUGGUGUCAAUGUAGAGGAAAGAUCAGUUUACGUUGUGACUCCAGUUGAUUUGUUGAAGUUGGAAGAACCUCCUCUUCUAGUUCGGGGAAUGCGGAUUCAAACACCAUCAAUGUUCUUUACUGCUGACCCUUACAAUCGAUGCCCGUAUGUUCUCAAUCUAACGGAAGACGUCACCGAAAAAAGUCUGGAAGGUCUAUAUCAACCAGCUGUGAAUACAACACAGUUUAAAAGAAGCAGAAGGUUCUAA